AUGUCACAGAAGGUCGUUUUUUCAGUAUUCACAGCUCUAGUCCUCCUCUCAUGCCCUAAAGCUUCCACAUCCAUCCCCACCUUCCAUCCAAAACACGACAAUGUCACUGAUCGACAAUCACUUCUCUCCUUCAAAUCCAUGAUAUCAGGCGAUCCUAGAGGAUCACUGGCCUCGUGGAAUGACUCUGUUCAUUUCUGCCAAUGGCAAGGCAUCUCUUGUGGUGGCUUCCGGCAUCCUCAAAGGGUUGUAUCCUUGAACUUGAGCUCCCUCGAUCUGGUUGGAGUUAUUUCGACGGCUAUAGCUAACCUCACAUUUCUUAGGGAGAUUGAUCUGUCUGACAAUCAAAUUAAUGGAUCCAUCCCACAAGAGUUUGGUCGCCUUUCCAGGUUGACACAUCUCAACUUGAGUUCGAAUUCUCUUGAAGGAAGUAUUCCUGCUUCACUCUCUCACUGUUCAAAAUUAGAGGUACUUUCUCUGUGGGAUAACAAGCUCAGAGGUGAAAGCCUAGCCAGUCUCAGCAAUUGUUCUAGACUUCAAUUCCUGUUUUUGAACAACAACAGCUUUAGUGGCAGCACCCUAUCUAGCAUAGCUAACCUCACCUCUCUAACUAUACUUUACUUGCACAAUAACGAACUCACUGGUAGCAUCCCACCGAGCAUAGGUAAUCUCUUUUCUCUUUCUAGCCUUUCACUUUAUGGUAACCAAUUAUCAGGAAGCAUACCACAUUCAAUCGGCAGGCUUUCUAAAUUAGAAGACCUUUACUUGCCCUUUAACAACCUCUCCGGGGUCAUACCACCUUCAUUGUGGAAUCUCUCUUCUCUUUCUUCUCUAGACUUGUCAGUCAACUAUCACCUAUCUGGGUCACUUCCACCAAACAUAGGCCAAGCCCUUCCUCUGCUUGUAGGUAUUUCCCUGGCCUUUAACCAAUUCCACGGACCUAUCCCAAUGUCAUUAUCCAACGCAUCUCAU
This is a messenger RNA of Asparagus officinalis (garden asparagus), 969 nucleotides long. RefSeq names its product receptor kinase-like protein Xa21. The record is from RefSeq and is a predicted model, not a curated record. Lineage: Eukaryota; Viridiplantae; Streptophyta; Magnoliopsida; Asparagales; Asparagaceae. The transcript has a single exon. Gene Ontology annotation, molecular function: protein binding. The annotation marks the transcript as partial.